CGCUCCACCACCCGCCUUUCUGCUCUUGAGCCCGUCGGUUAGGCUUUCCCCGAGUCCCCGCUCUUCCCCACUUCCCUCACCCUCCCCUCCCGUCAUCCCUCCCCAACCCCACCCGAGCCCGACCCUCGGCUGCCCCGACCAUGGCGUGCGGAGCCACUCUGAAAAGGACUCUGGAUUUCGACCCGCUGCUGAGCCCGGCGUCCCCGAAACGGAGGCGAUGUGCGCCAUUGUCGGCGCCCACCUCGGCUGCUGCCUCUCCGUCGUCGGCGGCCGCCGCCACCGCCGCCUCCUUCUCGGCUGCCGCCGCCUCGCCGCAGAAGUAUCUCCGAAUGGAGCCAUCCCCUUUUGGCGACGUCUCCUCCCGCCUCACCACAGGUGGGACUCGUCGCCGCAGCCGCCGGGAACAAAUUCUGUACAACAUAAAACAAGAGUAUAAACGCAUGCAGAAGAGAAGACAUUUAGAAACUAGUUUCCAACAGACAGAUCCAUGUUGUACUUCUGAGGCACAACCACAUGCAUUUCUCCUCAGUGGACCAGCUUCACCAGGGACUUCAUCUGCAGCAUCCUCCCCAUUAAAAAAAGAACAGCCCUUAUUCACUCUACGGCAGGUUGGGAUGAUCUGUGAACGUUUGUUGAAAGAACGUGAAGAGAAAGUUCGAGAAGAGUAUGAAGAAAUAUUGAACACAAAACUUGCAGAACAAUAUGAUGCAUUUGUGAAGUUUACGCAUGAUCAGAUAAUGCGACGAUAUGGAGAACAGCCUGCUAGUUAUGUUUCAUGAAUCACGUUUUCUGCAUUUGUGGGCUGCCUUGUUCCUUGUUGAGUUGUUGCAAGAGGUCCUAAUUAUGACAUGCAGCAAUGCCAAUACCCCCCUGUGAAUACAGGUUAUUUCAAGCUUUCGUCUUAGGCAGCAACUGGUUUUGGAAAUUUCCCUGAUGUCAGUACCAUCUGGAUGUGGACCUUUGCUACCUGUAUUAAUGCCAGUGGCCUCAUUUGCUGUAUCAUUACAAUUUGGCUUCUUAUAUUAAUAUGUUUGAAAAGGAUUAAAGCUGGUAUUCUAAGAACAUGCCCUUCACUGGUUGUGUAAAUAAAACUGUAGAAUGACACUUCA
Mustela lutreola (European mink) is the source of this 1109-nucleotide messenger RNA. RefSeq names its product akirin 2 (gene AKIRIN2). Gene Ontology annotation, cellular component: chromatin; nucleus. Gene Ontology annotation, molecular function: transcription coregulator activity. The coding region runs from base 141 to 779 and encodes 212 amino acids. The record is from RefSeq and is a predicted model, not a curated record. The transcript is spliced from 5 exons. Gene Ontology annotation, biological process: positive regulation of innate immune response; positive regulation of transcription by RNA polymerase II. NCBI's taxonomy places the organism in Eukaryota, Metazoa, Chordata, Mammalia, Carnivora, Mustelidae.